UUCCAUUUGAAAAAAUUUCAUCAAGGAAAUUCAUGGGAAAAAAAAAACGCAAACAUAAUGUCAUAUCAUUGAAGGUGUUAAGAAUAAUGGCAUAUCGUGUCCAAAUUAACAAAGAAUAUCUAGAAUAACGACAAAUGUCAAUACUAAUAUGGAUAAAAACUUUAGAAAUUUGUUUAGACAGAUAUUCGGAUUUUUGACAAUGCCCUUGCUAAGGCUGACAUCGUUAAAGAUAAGUAGACGUAUUGCAAUGCUUUUACUAGUGUUAUUUAUUUGGGAAAUUCAUCAAAUAGUGUAUUAUGAAGUUAAUGGAGGAAUUGCUUUCAAAAGGAAUAUUACUUCUAAAGAGCAAAUCAAAAAAGAUAUUGGGCUAUUAGUUUCAAAUGCCAAUGCAACAGCUUCUACUCCAACUACUGAAAUUUCGACAACUAUCAAUUCAACUAGCCCUGUUGUAACCGUUUCUACUGUAACUAUGGCAAAAAAAUACAUAUAUCAAAAUGUGAUUUUUCUGAAGACACACAAAACAGGUUCUUCCACAGUUACAAACGUUUUGCAAAGAUACGCAAAGUUGAAUAAUCUGAACGUUGCUUUGCCGCAAUGUGAUCACAGAUUUUGUUACCCAAAAAAAUUUGACGAAAGUUAUAUUUACAAACAUAAAACACGAGAUACUUAUAACAUGCUUUUUAAUCACGCAGUAUUUGACAAAGAAAAAAUGCUAAACAUAAUGGCUCCCAAUACUAAAAUAGUUACUAUAAUUAGAGAACCUUACGCGCAGUUUGAUUCCGCAGCUCAAUAUUUAAAUUUUAAACUAUAUUUCAACUUGACAGGUCGCUUACCUUUACUAGACGAGUUUUUUGAACUUUCAGAAGAUUUUUUAAAAAGACUGAUUCAAUCUACUGAUCCAGCUGAGUCUGAGAGCGCAUUUGCUUUAGCAAAAAAUCCUAACGCGUUUGAUCUUGGUUUCGACGUUUGGGAAGAAACGCCUGAAUAUAUUGAGAGUGUUUUGAAAUCAAUUUCAAGAGACUUUGAUCUUGUAAUGAUUACGGAGUAUAUGGAAGAAUCUUUAGUUCUUUUAAAAAAUGAAUUAAAUUGGAAUUUGGAAGAUGUUGUUUUUUUUUCUCAUAAUGCAAGACAAUUCAAAGAAAAAAACACAAAUGACAUUGAAAAUGUAACUAGAAAAAUUUUAAAUUGGAAUAAAAUUGACGCGGCAAUUUAUAAACAUUUCAAUCAAACAUUUUGGACAAAAAUAGCGAACAGUCCUCCUGAUUUCUAUACAGAUGUGAAUAAACUAAAAGAGUGGAACCGUGAUUUAGUAAAUCAAUGUACUGGUAAAAAAACAACCGAGUCUUCAACCUAUUUAACAAAAUCAUAUUUUGAAAAAACACGAGGUAGCUUAUGCUAUGACAUUAUAAGAGAAGAAAUUCCAUUUACAAUUUGGUUCAAAUGGACACUUCGAUAUAAAAAAAGAGGAUUCUUUCCUAUAAACUUUUAUUAAUGACGCUAUUGGUUUAAAACUUUGAAAUAUUUUAAACUUGUUUUAUAAAUUAUUGAGUGUGACGAAGUUUUCAACAGACAA
This is a messenger RNA of Hydra vulgaris (swiftwater hydra), 1573 nucleotides long. Its product is annotated as galactose-3-O-sulfotransferase 3. Gene Ontology annotation, molecular function: galactosylceramide sulfotransferase activity. The record is from RefSeq and is a predicted model, not a curated record. NCBI's taxonomy places the organism in Eukaryota, Metazoa, Cnidaria, Hydrozoa, Anthoathecata, Hydridae. Gene Ontology annotation, cellular component: membrane. Gene Ontology annotation, biological process: glycolipid biosynthetic process.